GCCAGCCGCCCUCGAUGACGAAGCUCAAUUCGGGCCCAACCUGAAGGCGAUCAUGAACAAGCCGUGGGCCGACGUGAGCAAGGCAGAGCAGGACAGCGUGAUUCGGCAGAUGGGCCAGAGAAGGGCGCGUGAGUUGUUGGCCGACAGCUGGCGCCCGCGCCCUUCCCACUUCAGCGACGAGACGGCUCUGGAGAAGCUGCUUCAGGGGCACUCGCCGUAUCGGGCGGCGGGUUGUCCGACAAGGGUCGCGUCCCUCAAUAUCGACCUCGUGGGUCUGCUAGGCUCAGUUCAGGAGUGCCCAUUAAUGACUGACAUGGCGCCCCUGGGGGUCAUCGGAUUCCUGGGGGCCUAUCAGGAGCGCACGCUGGCGCCAUCCGCCGACGUGUACGAGACCGCCCCCUACUUCGAUCCUGUGCUGAGGUUCAAUCAGAGGGGGUAUCAUCGUCUGCUCCGCCGUCUAGCGGAGAUCGGCAUUAUAUCUUGGACGUCCACCCCGAAGAGCCAGGCGGGCCUCUUCACGGUGGAGACGGACGGCGGCACGGCCCAGCGCCUCAUCGCCGACGCCAGGCGGGCCAACGAGUGCUUCAAGGCGCCGCCAGGCGUGUCUCUGCUGGGAUCGGAGGGGCUCUCUCGCGCGGAGGUGGAGCUGCCCGCCGACGCGCCGCUGGGUUCCGAGCGGACUGUCGAGCUGCUGAGCGACUUCUACUUGGCGGUCGGGCUCUCCGACGUCUCGAACUCGGCGGGCGCGGAGGUGCACGGCCGCCGGCUCGGCCGCUCGGAGGCAGCAACCCCGCGCCGGGCCGUCCUGCCCAUGGGCUCCGCGUGGAGUUUGUGGAUCGCGCAGAUGAUCGACGAGGACCGCGCGCCGCCGCUGGUGGCGAGGCCCUGGCUGGCGGAGGAGGCCGACGAGAUCGGCUACUACGCGCGCGUGGACAACCUCGGCGCGAUCGGGGUCUGCGAGAAGGCUGUCGGCCGGGCGCUCGAGCAGCUGGAGGGGGGCUUCAAUCGUGAGGGCCUGCUGCUGCAUGAGUCCGAGCUCUCGCGGGCGGGCAUCGCGGCCUUGGGCGCAGAGCUAGACGGCGCCGCCUUGAGGGCGCGGGUCGCGCCUAAGCGCAUCUGGAACGUCUACGCGGCGCUGGAUGCACUACUGAGGCGCAAGCGGGCCAGCGCUUGGUCCGUGCAGGUGGUCCUCGGCCCCUGCGCCUUUGCUGCCUUGUGCUGCCGAAGGUUGCUCGGCGUCUUCCACUCGGCGCGCGCGUUCGUGGAGCGCGGGCGCGCUUCGGGCCGGGCUAAGCCGCUGCGGGGCGAGUGCCGAGAGGAGCUGCGUGUUUUCAGGCCCCUCAUGAUCUUCAUGGCCGACAGCGGCCUUGAGGGCUGCGCCGUGGCGCAGGCCUCCUGGCCCCUGGAUGCCCCGAGGGAGGUGGGCCGCACCUCCGAGCGCAAGCGCUUUCGGCGAAGUGCCCUCGAAACCGCGGGCUUCAGGUGGCAGGCGGACGGGGGCUGGUCAGUCGCCACGGGGGCAGAUGAGCGGGGCUGCGACGAGCCGCCCUCGGAGACGGCGCGAGACUGGGAAGUCGUCCGGUCUUUCCCCGAGGUGCCCGCCAGUCUCUUGAAGUCAGAUUUUUGGCGGUUGGUGAAUGCGCAGAAAUGGAAGAGAAUUCGCGCUUUCCAGGCCCACUGUUUGGCCAGGAAUGUCCUUGGUGCCGUUCGUUGGAUCCCCUCCGAGCUUAACUUCGCGGACAAGGGUAUUCGAGUUUUUGAGAAUAGCAGUGCUAGUAAGACGUUGGACGUCCAGCUGGCCUUGCGCGAUCGUCUGGGCUGCAGUCGCCAGGAGCUCGGCCCCCCCGAGACCGACGAGCAGCUGAGCCGCGCGCCGGCGCUGGCCGACGUCGGCGUGAGCAGCGGCACCGACGGCGAGGCGAGGCCCGGGCCCAGCGCCGCGCGGCGGGCAGUGCUGAGGCGCGCGGGCCACCAGAGGCGACGCAAAUUCCUGGGCCUCGCCCUCGCGACCCCCGCCCUGGGAGCGAGUACCUUCCUCGAGCAGAGCUCGGUGACUCCGAAGAUGCUGGGGCGCCGCCAUGCCGAGGUCGGCGGCUUCAUCGACUUCGCGCGCGGGCGGUCGCUGGGGUGCGAACAAGGGCGAGCAGGUCCUGGCUGGCUCGAUGUGCCUGGCGCCGGAUAUCUCGCGGGCUGGCGGCCGCCUGCCCCCCCGGGCCCUUCGCUGCCUGAAGGGAUGGCGGCGCCGGGCGCCGGGUCGCAGUCGGCGGAGGUGACCGCUGGCCCUGCGCGCUGGCAUAGCUCGGCGGCUGGUGGAGCGGGGAUCCACGCGGAGCGGAGCAAGACAGUUCUCAGCGAUGUCAGCAUAGUGUUGGACUCCCCAUGCCUGCAGUUUCUAGGACCGAUCCUGAGAGCGUUCGUCGAUGGGCCGCGGGGGGGGUCGGUCUGGACGUUCACGUACCCGCAGCGCCCGAUGGAGUUCAAAGCUGCGCUGGCCGAGCUCGAGAUCGGCGAGACCAUCGUGCCGUAUCAGACGAGGCUGGGAGCGAGCUGGGAACUGCUGUCAGCUCCCGCGCGGGGGCUGCUCGAGGCCUGCGUAGCAGUGCUCGAGGGUAUGCUCCUGGGCAGGCCGCGCGGCGUGACGCUCGCCUGGCGGGCCACUUCAGGGGUCGGUACGUCCUCGACGUCUAUUCGGGCACCGCGGGGGUUGCUCGAGCGGCGGCCCAGCAGGGCUGCAAAGCUCGCGCAUUCGAUCGCGCACGCGGACCAGCAGAGGACCUGA
Molecule: messenger RNA, 2779 nt
Organism: Prorocentrum cordatum
Lineage: Eukaryota; Dinophyceae; Prorocentrales; Prorocentraceae
Source: the annotation of a GenBank genome assembly